GAGCAAACAAUGACAGGUCGUUGUCAAACGGGAGAGAGAUAAACAAAAGUUGUUGCACUUUUGUCUGUGAGGUGUCCUGGGGUGCCCUGGUGUCUUCCGGUUGUCUAGUACCCUUGAGUGUUCCAAUGGCCUCUGACUGCGUGGCCUAACAGGAAGACAAAUGUGAAAACAUAACAGACAUAACAGAUGCUAUAAAUGUAGCUUCCGCUCUUCACUUAUUUGUACAAGUGACAAAAAAAGGAAUGGACACAGUGGAUGUUAGCUGAACAGUUUUAAAUGCCUGUAGUUCAUUUCCCAGCGAUGGCAACUUCGCAUGCCAUAGGCCAACAAAGGGCUACGGCUAUGCCAGCCUCUGUGAAAAAUGAGCCAAGAGAUGCUGUACUUAAUGCAAGUACUGCCCCUUCAAGCGGUUCCAUGGCAGGUCCUCCCCGUGGUCAGCUCUGUGUUCCUCCGCCCCUGGCUCCCCCAGCCCAUUGUCAGAAACCUCAAACCUCUGCUCAGAGGGGCAAAAACUCUGUGGCUCAAAACCAGGAAGUGCCUGAAAAGGACCCAGUGGACAUUUCCAGUAUAAGAGGCCUUUUUGGUUGGGCAACUAUUGAUGGAGUGAGUGUGCCGCAUUUACUUAGAGAAGACCAGAAAUAUGUAGCUGUGCGAAUUGUGGAGCAGAAGCUGUUGGCUCGCUUUCCAAACACAUUCCCAGAGGAACUUGGAGAGCAUGAACCGUUGGUUAGCUAUUAUGUGACCCAAAAUGAACUAAGGCUGCUAGACGAAAUCAACAGUGUACAUUGUAACUUUGAUUAUGGGCGGCACAAGUUCACAAACAAAGAUCUCAUAGUUAAACUUAGUGAAUUUGAAAACUUUUAUAACCUUGUGAAAAGAACUUUUCCACAAGAAGUUUUAGAGGCCCGUAGACUUGGAAUACCACUUUUGCAUCCAUCGGAAUUGGCCAAAAGCAAAAGUGGAUGGAUCCAAAUAAACAAUACAGACCCUUAUUUUCGUCGAAACGGUGCAAAAUAUGUUGUCUUACAAAUUAUAAAGCAUGCGGCUAAAUUACUGCAAGAUGUUGAGAUAGCAAAAAUUUUUCCCGAUGAAGAGGAAUACAAACUGAUCAAUGAUAUGUGCAGUACAGCUGGUCUUAAGUUUCAAUUCGCAAAGAACACAAGAUUGGUGUCUUUGGAGGAUGUUAAACGACACCAUAAAGUUACUUUGGUGGAAUUGCCCAUUGAAGAACCGAUGAAGUUUGCUCAGUACAACGUGGACUCCAACAAAAAUGAAGAGGAGGAGCACUCAUCUUCACAGCCAGCACAAAUGACAACUCCAAAACAGCAAAGCCCUGUGCCUGCCCCACAAACUGUUCAAAUCAGGCCACCUUUUCCAGCGCAACAAAAUGCACAGUACGUGAUAAACCACCAAGCUCAAUUGAUGCCCCAAAACAGUGGCGUGCAACAACGUGUUGGGGCUGUACAGAUGUCACGGCAUCCUGCAACUCGGCUGCCUUUCAUUAAUCAGUAUCCGGUGAAUUCUUCGCCAUCAGCACAGUAUGUGGUCAGAAAUCCUGUCCAUCCCACGGCAGGUCAGCAGUUUGCCCCUUACCCUUCACAAGUUCGUGGGGAAAGUAUGAUGCCAAGGCAGGCGGCUAACAUGCCCCUAACAAGACAACCGCCACCUUACCCAGGGAUGCCAGUUACGCAUGGCGGUCAGCAAGGUAGUCAGCAAGGUAAUAGACCAGACUACAGCAUAUCCUCAUCACGGAUACAGCUUGCAGAUUAUAUAAACAAAAGAGCGACUCAAGCCAUGCAAAACCGAAGGAAGCAGUUGGCGCCACAGCAAGGCCAAGGGCAAAAUGUAAGUCUGUCCACAUCUCAGCAAAAUUUGGUCAGGGCCAGUGUACCGGGAAUGUUACCCAAUGUGGUAAAUCUAAACAGUGCACAGCAUUCUAUCGGAAGCAACCAAAUUCAGGGCUACAGACAACCCGUAGCUCUCUCUCACAAUAUCCAUCAGGGACCAGUUAAUCCAACACAGCUUACUAUGAUGCAGGCUCUGCAAACCCAAAUGCCUCCAGCUCAACAGCAAGCUCAAAUCCCAUUUGCCCUUUACAACCAGCCACAAGUUGGUGUUAAUCAAAUGCCAGGGAUGAACAAUAUUUUGCAAAGACCGCCGUUCCAGACAAAUUUGCCAAACCCUAUUUUACAAGUGCAAGCAAAUGUCAGUGGUGGAACUUCUGUUGCUCAAAACCCUUCCAUACGACCAAACAAUUCAGUUACUGUUCAGCAGACCCAGCAAGGUGUAGUUCCCCAACAUAUGUCUUCAUAUCAACCCAUUCAGCAACGUCCAGUGAUUCCAACAGCAUCCCAGGCUAUGCCCAAUGUUCAGUCUUCCAGUCUUGCUGUACUAGCACCUAAACCAUGUAACGAAGAUAAAGAAUCUAGUGCCGUAUCUAUAGCAAACCAGCAACCAGCUCCAGUACCAGGUCACCAGACUGUUGAGAACAAAACGUCACAGGCUUCAGUGCCAGCCAAGACUGAUAUGUGUACUGUGCCUAAUCUUGUGGAGAAUGCUUCACUCGACACCGCCUCAGCCCCAAAUUCCGGUAAAUCUGAGACAGUUGAUGAAAAGCUUAAAAUAAAUAUUGAAAACAAGCCGGUUUCACUACCAAUAACGACGGAGGCUGCUGAAGUGGUGAAAAUUUCGCAGUGUGUUCAUGGGGUGAAGUUCGAGGGGAAAAGUAUUUCCUGUUUGGAAUAUGAGCGUUUGCCUGGAAAAUAUGCUCUAAUCGAAGCUGUUUCCAAACUGUACUUCCCACAGAGUAACAUCAACGAGUUCUUGUUCGUUUUGGAACAAGUGCUUGGUGUACCAACGACGGCCUGUCAGCCUAAUGAAGAAAAAGCCUUCAUCCACUACUACUGCCUUCCGGUGCCGGUUCUCAAGUGUAAUAAAAUGGUAAAACUUGAUGACUUGAGUAAAUAUUAUCCACAACUAAUGUACAUGUUCGCUAAGAAGAACGCAAACGGUAGUGCCUCAGUUGCGAAAGGUUUAAAGAACCAGAAUGCCAAAGCAGCGGAUGUGGAUGAGAAAGACUCCAGUGGCGUUGUAUGUUUGGAAGAGACGCCACCAACAGUAGAUAUCAAAGAUACGGCUGGGGGAACCAGUUCGUCAACAGCUAACCCUAGUUCUUCCAGCAUGCGACCGUCGGGUGCGGCCAAACGGAAACAUUACUCUGGAUCAGGCCAGCCCAGUAAACAACCAAGGCGGCUGGAAGAUAUGGUGGAGCGACUGAAGCAGAAACCAGAGACAAGUACUCCAGGUACAGCAUUUGAUACUGCUGACGGCAAUUCCACCACCAUGAAGACGGGGUCCACAUCGGCGGAAGAUGGUGUGAUCGUCAUUGAAUGAAGUCAAUAUCGACCUCCUUAUUAGUUCUACACAGUACCAAAGACUCGCUUUAGGAACCCCUGUACAGUGUGCUGGAAUCGAUUUAUGAACAGUGCUAUAUAAAUUUGCUGGAAACAGCGUGCACAUGGGAAUAAGUCCUGUUUUUUCUCCGUCAAGACCAUGAUGUGAAGAUACGACGUUCCACUCAAAAAUGUUCAGGAUAGCCUUUGUAUUGCAAAAACGUUGUACAUAGCGAUAUUGUUUGUAUAGUUUUUAUUAUGUGAUGUAUAUUUGCCCAAUGUAUGAAGCUAUGUAUGGUCUUCCAGUAAACUUUAUUGUGUAGCUGAUGUUUCACCCAUGUUAGUUACACAUAUCUUGUUGUAAGGUGUUUCAUUGGAACCAGAAAUUGCUUCUUUAAAAUGUCACUAUAACCUUUUUGGAAACGCCCCCUUUUCCUGAUCUUCUGGUUUCUCUCUUGCUAGUCGACCUCAUUAUGUACUCUAUGGAUUCUGCCAUGCAACUGAGUGUCAAUGUAUAGAAACCGAUCAACCGCCAUAGGUCAAGAAAAAAACGGUGACUGCAUCUCGUGUACUUCUUGAAUGAUAUUUUAAAGUGCAUUCAUUUCUUUUGAAAUGAUUUUUACCUGAAUGUAUUUCUUUCAUUUUCUGCAUAUCUGGGUUGCCGUACCUUGUUUCGCUUUUAUUUUAAAUGAGUAGUACAUUUCUUCGGUUCCAGAGUUACAUGAUUUUUAUGGUUUUCUUUCCAUCAGUUGAUGGCGUUACAUCAGUUCUGGGCUACAUAUUGAGGUUGUGUUUUGGAGGAUGAGAGUAAGAAAAACUGAAAGUCCGCCCAUUCGAUCUACUAGUUUACAAGGUGAGCAAUAUUAAAGUUGCACUUAAUUAAACGAAACAACACCGAAGUGUGUGAAUUAAACCACUCCCAUUUUCUUUCAAUUCGUCCGCAAUCGAUCACUUCGCUGGCAUAAUUCCAAGCUUCCUGUAUUGUUGGAUAUGAGAGUCAACCUCACCUGGCUUAAUUUUCGGUUGGAUGUAGAGUGGGGCAACUUAUUCUGUAGCGUAUUUUGUGGCUCUCUCUUAUAUUUGACAAUGUUUUAUCUACCUCAAAGCUAAAGACCACUUCCACAAAGAACGUGUGUUAAAAUAAAUUUACAAGUAUCGUAAUUACAAUUGGGGCCGUGGACUUUAUUCAAGUCAAGAACGUGGGAAGGCCUGCCGGACGGUCAUGGGUUUCCCCAGGGGCUCUUGUUGUGUUGGGGUGUUUUGUUUUUAAAAUAUCUUUUAUAAUAUCUUUAUAGUGCAUUUGUUCUUUCACGUCCUUGGUGAACAAAAAAAUACCAACCCUAACAUCAUUGCAACUCGGACUAGUCAUGAUUGGAAUCCGCGAGAGAAAGUUUUUCACUGUUGAUGAAUGGCUUGCAUGAUAUGAUGACAUGUUUACUUGUCAGGGAAAAGUGUUGAUAAGCAACGUUUGUAUUUGAGGGUAUCGUAAAGUUUCCAUGUUGACACGCAUUUUUCCAUGUCGGCAAUGAUUCAUAUGCAGUUUCCUAUUCGAAACAUGUUGAUUAGCAGUUUUUUUGACAGGCAAAUGUUACUGACUAGAAUAUGUUGCAAAGUUCCUUUGUUGGAACAUGCUGAUGAGCAAUUUCCACGGUGAAAAUUUUUGAACUUGUUUUAAUUCGUUAUGUUACUUUCAAAAGAACUAACCAGUUAAGUUUAACAGAAAGUCUGAGUGUGGAUGGAAUGUAUUCUAUUAUUGCAGAAGAUUAUUCUGUCAUUUUAGCAGAUUGUUCUAUUAAAUAUGAUACACGUAUUCUGUUAAUUCAUCUUAAAAUAUUGUAUUCGACUGCAGAAUAUAAUGUUGAAUAUGGCCCAGUGUUAUAUUAUGAUAACAGAAUACAGACUUUUUGUUAAAAUGAACAGAUGUUGAUUUUCGUGUAAUGAAUGAAAGUAUCGUACUUAUUGCAAUACGCACAAGGCCACUAUGCCUCGCAGCAUUAGAGAACGGCUUCAUUGUAGGGUAACGUUUUAUGUCCAACUUAGCUGACACUUUUUUGUAAAAAAAAAAAACCAAAGCAAUAAUUCAUAUCAUAGUUAUAUGUAUAUGUAUGUAUGUAUAUUCAAGUUCUGGAAGCAGGAUUCUAUUAGCGCUAGUAUUUUCAUCACAAUUGUAUCCAAAAUA
Messenger RNA from Liolophura sinensis, 5571 nucleotides. RefSeq lists its product as uncharacterized. Gene Ontology annotation, molecular function: transcription coactivator activity; chromatin DNA binding. The record is from RefSeq and is a predicted model, not a curated record. Lineage: Eukaryota; Metazoa; Mollusca; Polyplacophora; Chitonida; Chitonidae.